Trematosphaeria pertusa is the source of this 336-nucleotide messenger RNA. RefSeq lists its product as uncharacterized. The record is from RefSeq and is a predicted model, not a curated record. Lineage: Eukaryota; Fungi; Ascomycota; Dothideomycetes; Pleosporales; Trematosphaeriaceae. The coding region runs from base 1 to 336 and encodes 111 amino acids. The transcript is spliced from 3 exons.
AUGGAAGGAUUGGACCAGGACCAAGUUGGCCACAUCACGAACCUCAAGAACCUCAUCAUCUCUCAAGCACAAGCUCUUUGGGGCCCAGGGUUCUCCUACAACGACGGCCGAUUCGAUGUCAUCUUCAGCCAGCGCGGAGACGAAUACGUCGUGCAGCUCAUUGUGUACGCCCUGGAAAAUGGCUUCUCCUCGUGGGAACUUCUCAUGGAUGGCCGCGCCGGUGAUGAGUUCUGCGCGGCCAUGGAGGCCCUGUGGGGCAAGAUUCAGACCAAGAUUUCCGAGAUUCCUGAGCUGUCUCAGGGUGAAACGUACGGUGGCAAACCAGAACAUAGAUAG